UCCACGACUCAGUUGCGCAGUCUCAGUGGCAACUUUACGCAGCUCACUCGUGUACCAGUAGAUAUUGUAAACAUACAAACUUCGUAGUAUUUUGAAUCGUUAAGUGACUCAACAUGGCCAUCAGCAGAUUGUCUAUUGUCAAGUUUUUGGAGCUGGCGCUGACUUGCUCAUGCGUGGCACUCCACUACCACAGCUACAAUGCUGAAGCUGACACUGGUAUGCUGGUGACCGGCACCUUCGUCGGCUACCUCAUCAUCUUCGCUGGAGCCGCUGCCGGCUACGUCAUGCAGACACCUUCGCACAAACGAAUUGACAUAUUCUAUUCUCUGGUGGGAGUAGCCUUGUUCGUUGCCAGCGGUGCUAUCAUCAUCGACAGAUACCAGCACAGCAGUAAGAGUGACUGGAGGGACAAGAACUUGGCUAAAGCUUCCCUGGCCAUCAUAAACGGAGCCGUCUUAUUGGUAGACGCUGUUCUUACGCAGCGCGGAGGCUAAACGCCUUCCUUAAUAUUAGGUAUGGCCACAGUACCAGUGCCUGGAAUCUCAAGUCUGUUGUAAUUUUUGAGACAUUUAAUACCAAAGUAAUCGAACGCACAAAAGUGUACUCUCACAAAGAUUAUUAUUUUUUCUAGUGUAGCAGAACUUGAUAGUAGACCAGCAAAUACAUGAAAAUUAAGUAUUGUCUUACUUUAAGGUUGAAUAGACCGUGUUAAUAGGUUUUUGUUUCUUAUCAUCGAAUACGUUUUUAUUCAGCUGCAUUUCUUAAACGCUAGUUCUAAAUAUAACCAAAGUUUUAACUGAUAUUCGUCCGUGGCCAUGCCGAUUAUUGUAUUUACGUUAACAUAAUAUUGUGGUUCAAUAUUGAAACUGUUUUAAGUCAGUUUUUUUUUCUAGAAUACGCUAGAAUUCACUGUAGUUUUGAAACUGUAUCUUCAUGCUUCAAUAUUUAGCCACAGUGCUUAAUUAAGUAAAUUAUUUUUAGGCUUUAAUUUCACAUAAUGUGAACUUUGUUGUUGUCACGUGUUUUAGUACAUAUACCACAGUAAAUCGAUAUUAUAGAUACAUGAAUAUAUUCAUCUGCAUAGUAUUUUUAUAUGCUUGAAAAAUUGGAUCCUCUGCGAUUCUGUGUAGUAAAAAUCAUUACGUACAUUCUGAUGGUACCAACUUUUUUGAUUUUGACCAUAAAACACGAUUAUACGCGUGAAUUAGUAGUGCCUUUCAAGUUUCACGUAUUGUACUCAAUCAUAAAAUCUGAGAAGUACUAUUCUGGGUAAUGUUUCUAUGAGAUUAUGAACAACUCUUGUAACUCUUUUUAUAAACAAAAUAAUAUUAUUCCAUUGAUAUUCUAUAUAGGUAUUAAUCUUAAGUAUAAGUAUUUGUAUUAAGCUGAUGAUACGCUGCCUAAGUCAAAAUAUAAUAUUAUACAAGAAUAUUAAAAAUAUACACAUCAUAACUGACUAUAUAUUUUUCGAGCUCUUAAAACAAUUGAUAUUUUAUAACACAUAUAACAUUUGCAUUUUAUAUACACGUUGUACAGUUUUUGUUUCUACAAUAAAUCACUUGAAAACAAAA
This is a messenger RNA of Helicoverpa zea (corn earworm), 1571 nucleotides long. RefSeq lists its product as uncharacterized. Lineage: Eukaryota; Metazoa; Arthropoda; Insecta; Lepidoptera; Noctuidae. Gene Ontology annotation, biological process: septate junction assembly. The transcript has 4 exons. The record is from RefSeq and is a predicted model, not a curated record. The coding region runs from base 114 to 494 and encodes 126 amino acids.